AUGAACGGCCCACCUUGGAGCCAGGCCCCUGUGCCGGAAGAAUCUUGGGCCACUGCACACAACCCGGAACACAGCACGUUCGUGCAAUCGUCCAACACAUGGCAACCUACUCCGUUGACCACCCAGGAAUUACAGACCUUGGACUCAUCUUCCUGGUACAGCGUUUCCCAGGCACCUGUAGACACGGGCUUGUCGCCUGUUCUGAGUCAUGAGAGCCAGAGCACGCACACCCUAAAUUGUAUCUCGGAGCCGGAGUUGCUUCCUCUGCCACCCGGCUUGGAUUUGUCCUUCAUUGGUGAACCUACCUGGGAUCAUGCCGGUUCUGUAUGUACUAUCCUGCACCUUAUCCAAGGCGGACAACUUCUGACCCUGUUCUGUCCCCAAGGAGGCCAAUUCUACCACGUGCCGAAGGACCUUCCUCUCCAGAGACUCACUCGCAGCCUCGUGCGGGGCUGGCACAAAUUCCGGGUACUGGCUGUGCAGAUGCUGCUUCGAGUCUACGCCUAUGGUUUUGUUCACACCCAACAGAUGCCCACCUCCAUGCCAGGACCACGGGUGAUGAAAUCUGCCGAGGCCUUCAAAUGUCCCAUGCCUACUCAGUCUCCAUGCUCUGCUGCCAGCAUGACGAGCGAAAGUGAGGAAGGUCGCCACAGGAACGAUCCAUUGUACUCCCGAGGACCCGAAUCGGAUGGACUGUACCACUGCCCGUUUGAGAGCGACCCCAACUGUCAGCACAAGCCUACCAAGCUCAAGUGCAACUAUGAUAAAUUCAUUGACUCCCACCUCAAGCCAUUCCGAUGUAAGAUUGAAGCUUGCUCCAAACAGGAGUUCUCGUCAACGGCGUGCCUUCUGCGCCAUGAAAGAGAGGCACAUGGAAUGCAUGGACAUGGUGAUCGCCCUCAUCUCUGUUACUAUGGAGGAUGUGAGCGUGGCAUUCCCGGCAAUGGCUUUCCUAGACGCUAUAACCUCUUUGAUCAUAUGAAGCGCGUCCAUGACCACAAGGACGAACCAACCCAGGACCGAGGAAGUCCAGAAGGUCGCAAAACGUCUGGACGCAAGAGGAAGGCUUCUGGUUCCGUCAGCGAGGAGUCACCCGCUCAGCGUCCCAAAAUCCAGCGGAUUCCUACCCCGGUGUCGGAGCCUUCUCCCGUAAUGGCCGUUCCACAGGCCACUUGCGUUGCCACGGAUGCAUCAUACCCUGAGGACUAUCGCGCCAUUCAGAAUAGGCAGCAACGUGCCGCCUACUCACAGUGGGCAAACCAACGGCAGCUCUUGGAGUUCAGUGUGACCUCCGUGAAUGGCCCACAAGAUGAGGUCAAUCUCCAGCGGCUAAGCCAGAACGUGGAAGAGCUCCGCCGUCUUUCUCAGCAGGCAAGGCACGGCUGAAUAAGUCGGGCGUGGCAGGACUCAUUAUCAACGGAGUUCUGUUGUCGAUUUCUCACUCAAUCAUGGCAAAUGUCAUGAAUCAAAAGGUUCUGGAUACCACUUAGCGAUCUUGGUUCAAGGCCUUCACGACCCAUGCGGACCUCUUUAUGCCGGUCAUCAGGGGCAUUAUGCCAUUUGGAUGUUCCCCAAGUCUUCAGCCCCCUCGGGAUUUCUCAAGCGCCUCAAAGCGUCUUCCCAGCCGUGGACUGGACUGCCUUUGGCUCAUCCCCCGAAUAUUUGGCCAAGUCUACGAUGAAGUGCAGCCCAAUGGCUUUGAUCCGCGUGUCUAACCUUGGGAGGCGAUGCUGUCCUCCCAUUUGGACUACAAGCCAUUUCAAUAGCCAUAUGGAGCGCCAUCCCCAGUAGUGAAGAUGAUUUGGUGGAGUCGCUGCGUGAUCGAUGCUAACCAAGCGUGUGCGUCGAGAGGAUUGACCGGCAGCAAGCCGCCGGAAGAAGAGGACGAAGUAAAAUUUUUGUAAAUUUUCACACAUGGUUGGGCGUUUUAAUGAAGAAG
Messenger RNA from Pseudocercospora fijiensis CIRAD86, 1939 nucleotides. RefSeq lists its product as uncharacterized. The record is from RefSeq and is a predicted model, not a curated record. Lineage: Eukaryota; Fungi; Ascomycota; Dothideomycetes; Mycosphaerellales; Mycosphaerellaceae. The transcript has 5 exons. The coding region runs from base 1 to 1386 and encodes 461 amino acids.